This is a messenger RNA of Stegodyphus dumicola, 348 nucleotides long. RefSeq lists its product as uncharacterized. Lineage: Eukaryota; Metazoa; Arthropoda; Arachnida; Araneae; Eresidae. The record is from RefSeq and is a predicted model, not a curated record.
AUGACUGAGGUUAAAGAGAAAAAUGAGCCUAGGGUAGUGUACUAUAUGCCACAUCAUGGUGUAUACCGACCUCAAAAAACAGCAACUAAAUUGAGAACAGUGUUUAAUGCAUCAUGUUUAACAUCAAAUGGAAUUUCGCUAAAUUCUUUACAACGUAAUGAAGGGGUUAUUCAAGAUGAUCUCUUUUCAAUGAUGCGUAGAUUUGAAAAGUACCCAUUCGCAUUUACGGCAGAUAUUAGAAGAAUGUAUAAAAUGAUUGAAAUUAACCCUGAACAGAGAUGCUUGCAGCGAAUCCUGUGUGGAAAUGAAAGUGAUGCACCUGGGAAAAGCUACGAGUUAAUACUGUGA